Telopea speciosissima is the source of this 1766-nucleotide messenger RNA. Its product is annotated as pentatricopeptide repeat-containing protein At4g14190, chloroplastic. The transcript has 3 exons. Lineage: Eukaryota; Viridiplantae; Streptophyta; Magnoliopsida; Proteales; Proteaceae. Bases 22 to 1575 code for a protein of 517 amino acids. Gene Ontology annotation, molecular function: protein binding. The record is from RefSeq and is a predicted model, not a curated record.
GCAAAUGCAUGUACAACGGACAUGGAUUCCCGCUGCUCUUCCCUGGAUUUUUGCAAGUACAAAACGAAAUGGAGUUCGAACAGCCCCUGCAGAACCCUAAGUGUCAAGCUAUUCGUGUCAUCUACAAUCCAUUUUCCUCUUUUUCCCUCUCAUUCUGCUCUAUCAACACAGUUUAAAUCCCACGCUCAACAUACAAGCCUGCAACACAGUACAGAAAAACACACAACCCUUCUUGUGGAGACCUUCCAUGAAAACCGGAUACUGAAAACCUUAUUUGGGAAGCUCAGCCGGAUGAACUCAAACCCUCUUCAAAUUCUGCAAGAUGACGGAGAUUGGAGCAAAGACCAUUUCUGGGCUGUCAUGAGAUUCCUCAAAGAGACCUCUCGAUCUAAAGAGGCUCUUCAGGUGUUCGAUAUGUGGAAGAACAUAGAGAAGUCCCGAAUCAAUGAAGUUAACUAUGGGAAGCUUAUCGAGUUUCUAGGUGAGGUGGGUCUAAUGGACGAAGCAGCAUCACUGCUCCGAGAUAUGAAGAGUAAUGCCCUUAGUCCAUCUUUGGAAAUCUACAAUUCCCUUAUUCACGGUUUUGCUCGAAAAGGGGAGUUUGAUAAUGCCUUAUUUUAUUUUGAGGAGAUAGAGGAGAUGAAGUUGAAGCCCCUAACCAAAACAUACAAUGGGCUUAUUCAAGCUUAUGGGGAUUACAGAAUGUAUGAUGAGAUGAAUAGUUGUGUAAAGAGAAUGGAAUUGGAAGGCUGUGUCCCUGAUGAUGAUACUUAUAACGUACUAAUCAGAGAGUUGGCACGAGGUGGGUUGAUCAGAAGGAUGGAAAGAGUGUAUAGAACUCUCCUUUCAAAGCGGAUGAGUUUACAAUCUUCAGCUUUGAUUGCAAUGCUUGAGGUUUAUGUGAACCUAGGGAUUCUUGAGAAGAUGGAGAAGGCUUAUCGGAAGGUUUUGAACACCAAGACUCCUCUAAAUGAAGGUUUGAUCAGGAAAUUGGCUAGGGUUUAUAUUGAAAAUCACAUGUUCUCUCGAUUAGAGGACCUAGGACUUGACAUUGCUUCAAGAAAAGGGAGAACUGAUCUUUUUUGGUGCUUGCGGCUUCUUUCUCAGGCUUGUCUUUUGAGUAAAAAAGGCAUGAGCUCUAUUGCCUAUGAGAUGGAAAUAGCCAAGUCUUCUUGGAAUAUAACAGUUGCUAACAUUAUAGCACUAGCUUAUUUGAAGAUGAGAGACUUGAGGCUGUUGGAUGCAGUACUCUCAGAUAUUCAAACGAAAUCUGUCAAACCUGAUAUAGUAACUAUUGGAGUCUUCUUUGAUGCUGAUGAUGUUGGCUUUGAUGGGAUGAGGGCUUUAGAUGCAUGGAGAGGUAUGGGGUUACUAGAAGAAUCUGUGGCAAUGGACACCGAUCCUCUAGUCCUCACUGCUUUUGGCAAGGGACAUUUUCUUCGAAGUUGUGAAGAAAUGUACUCAUCUCUUGGACCUGAAGCAAGAGAAAAGAGAGUCUGGACUUAUCAUGAUCUGAUUGAAAAUGUGUUGAAACACAAUGGUAAGUCUUCCUUCCUGAGAGCUAAAACAGAUUGAGAACGGAUAGUUGGAGAGGAAUCGGAUGACAUGAUAUGGAUGAGCAACUCACAUAAGUUGCCAAAAUCAUCCAGGAUGGAAACCACCUUAUCAGGAUGCUCCUCUAUGUAGCCCUCUUGAGAACUGUCUUUGUAUACAUGUUUUUGGAUAGCCUGAAAUAUUAAAGACACAAUGAAUUUAGUUCCAUUAAA